Messenger RNA from Tachysurus fulvidraco (yellow catfish), 2289 nucleotides. RefSeq names its product lectin, galactoside binding soluble 3a (gene lgals3a). Gene Ontology annotation, biological process: negative regulation of endocytosis; neutrophil chemotaxis; eosinophil chemotaxis. Gene Ontology annotation, molecular function: IgE binding; carbohydrate binding; laminin binding. The transcript is spliced from 6 exons. Bases 144 to 1238 code for a protein of 364 amino acids. Gene Ontology annotation, cellular component: nucleus; immunological synapse. The record is from RefSeq and is a predicted model, not a curated record. NCBI's taxonomy places the organism in Eukaryota, Metazoa, Chordata, Actinopteri, Siluriformes, Bagridae.
CGAGUUAGGGAAGAUUUGGUACGGAACCUGAUGAGUUUUUAGCUCACUUCCGGCUUGUUGGGAGUGAGUUGGGGGAGAAUUUUGAUUUGUUAGUGUGUUUGAAAGGAAACAGUGCGGAUUGUGUGGACCUUUAACGACAGGUCAUGGCUGAUUUCUCGUUAGCUGAUGCGAUAGGGGAUGAUGCCCCGAGUCAAGCAUCAAAAAUUGCACAUGGCAAGCCAUCGGCUCCUACAGCACCAGCUGCCCCCUCAUGGCCUGGUGCACCUCCUGCAGGCCCAGCUGCCCCUGCAUGGCCCGGAGCGGCCCCAGCUGCUCCUGCAUGGCCCGGAGCAGCCCCAGCUGCUCCAGCAUGGCCUGGUGCACCCCCUGCUGUACCUGGUGCCCCUGCUGCUCCUUUAUGGCCAGGGGCACCUCCAGCGGGCCCAUCUAACCCUGCUGCACCUGCAUGGCCUGGGGUUGCCCCAGGUGGGCCAAACUUGCCCCACUCUGGAGGUCCAGUCGCUCCUCCCCCUGCCCCAGGAGCUCCAGGCCAGUUUCCCAGCAUGCCAUCUGCCCCAGGCGGAUACCCCACCGGCCCUGGGAUGCCAGGACAGUUUCCCUCUGCACCAGGGCAGUUUCCUGGAAUGUACCCCUCUCCUCCAGGGGCUCCUCAGGCUCCCUACCCCAACAUGCCCUACCAGGGGAACAUGUAUGGCCCGGGAGGCCCCGCCUCUUUUCCUCCUGCCGCAGGGUUUUCUGGAGGAGUGUUUCCACCUGUGCCCUCUGGCUCAUGGGGACCGCCCACAGGCCCUCCAUCAGGACCGUAUGGAGGCCCCCCUGCUCCUGGAGGAAUGCUGCCAGUACCAUAUGAUCUGACACUCCAUGCUGGAAUUAUGCCACAACUUCUAAUCACAAUAGUUGGAGAACCUGUACCUGGAGGAGAGAGGUUUCAAGUGGACUUCAUGAAGGGUGCAGAUAUAGUGUUCCACUUUAAUCCUCGCUUCUCAGAGCAGACCAUUGUGAGGAACUCCAACCUGUCUGGGUAUUGGGGUCCUGAGGAAAGAGACGGAGGAUUUCCCUUCAUUCAGGGACGACAGUUUGAGUUGAAGAUCCUGGUGGAGGAAGAUGUGUAUAAAGUGGCUGUAGAUGGAAUUCAUGUUCUGGAGUACGAACACCGAGCAGGAGGAAUGGAGCAGGUCACACUGCUGAGGGUCUACGGAGACGUGACUUUAUACAGCGUCGCCCCUUCUAUCAUCUAACACACACAAACAUACACACAUUUUUGUUUGUUUUUUUUUAAAUAUGGAAUUCAGGUUAAAACAGUGAAACACUGAACUCACUCACUUAACAUCAUGAUUCCAAACACCACUAAAUUGUGUCUGUGUUGGAUGAACACACUUCUCAGCUGUUAACAGAUUUCUGUGAGACAUUUGAUCUAGUGAUAAAAUUUCAGCGUUAUCGUGAGUGUGUGUGUGUGUUUUCAGGAGCAACACUACAACAGCUGUGAGGUUAGAGUGUGAAUAUUAUCUUCAUCAGUAUUCUAAAUCUUAUUCCUCUUUAUUUCCUUCUCUCAGACUCUGUACUAAAACACAGGUUGAGAAUCAGAAUAGAUUUAUAUUUCUUUAUUUUAUUUUAUUAUUUCCGAGCUGCAGUAUAAAUGUGAAGCUCAGAGCUGGAUGAUGAGAUAUUACACGUUAUUACGUUACACUAGAUCUAUGCUGGAACAGUGAGGCUUCUGAGCCGCACCGAGUGGAAACGUCCUGCUAACGACUCAGUGCUUCAGUGAUGUUUUAAUGAGACACGACUGGCAUGUUAAUAAACAGUGUUGAGUCACGGGACACGGCGUUAACUGACAGGAUUAUUAGCAUGACCUUAUAUGGCACACUAAUAGCUUAAUCAAAUAAUAAUUUGCUUAAUUUAUAUAUUUAUAUCUGUCCAGCUUUGCGCAAAUGUCACGUUUAUUAGCAGAUUAUCAGGUAAAUUAUGAUAAAAACAGAUGUUUUGUGUUAAAGUCUUUGCAGUGACGAUAGUAAAAGAUUAAAAGCUUAAAAACUAUUAAUGAUUAUAAAGCUUUCACUUAACACUGACUCGGUAAAUUGCUCCUUAAUAUGCAAUAAUAAUUAAUCAAACUUUUAUAGUUACCAACAGAAUAAUAAAUGACUAAUAUAAUCAAUAAAAAGUGCACUAGUGCAUAUUCACUAGUGUUUCAUUAAAAAAAAUAAUUAUAAUAAUUUUUGUGAAUGAAAUUAACUUUUGCUUUUUUCUGGAUUGGAAGAGCUGCUGCAUCAAUAAACUACUGCUGUAUUGUAA